Paramecium tetraurelia is the source of this 2478-nucleotide messenger RNA. RefSeq lists its product as uncharacterized. The transcript has 3 exons. The record is from RefSeq and is a predicted model, not a curated record. Gene Ontology annotation, molecular function: calcium ion binding; phosphatidylinositol-4,5-bisphosphate phospholipase C activity. NCBI's taxonomy places the organism in Eukaryota, Ciliophora, Oligohymenophorea, Peniculida, Parameciidae. Gene Ontology annotation, biological process: lipid metabolic process; phosphatidylinositol-mediated signaling.
AUGUUAGCCACAAUGAAGGGACGUAAGAGUUCUGCAUCGAAAUUCGAUAGGAAAGAGUUUGAUCAGAGAACAUUGAGUGCUGCAGUGAAUUUGAUUAUAUAUGGGUGUCAUGUUCAAAAAUAUAACAAAUCGAAUAAGAAACCGAUCUCUAGAUUAUACUAUCUAUAUGAGGAGGACAUGGAUUAUUUGUAAUACCUGCAUUCUGGAAGACCUUUUGCAUAAUGUAGAAUACCGUUACUAGAUAUCAUUGAAUUAAGGGAAAUUCCAACAACAGAAUAAUUCUAAAACCUGCCUUAUCAAAGAACUCUAUAAAUAACUUUCGCCAGCAAGAAACAUACGAUUUUAUUUAACACAAAGGAUGAAAGGGAUUUAUUUUGGUAAGGUUUGCAAUAUUUUAUUGAUGUGGCAGAACACAAUUUAAUAAGAGAUAUAAAAAGCACAAAUGAUAAUCCAAUAGUUGAAUAAAUCACUUUAAAAUAAAUUAAAGGAAUGCUUCCACAACUGUCAAUCACAAAAUAAGAACUAAAAACACUGUUUAAUCAAUUCGAUUUGGAAAGAAAAGGAUACAUUUCAAAUUCUGAUUAUCAAGAUCUACUAAAAAGAUUAAUGAAUCAGGAUUUUGUGCGAUUUCUAUUUGAUAGAUAUGCAAUACAAUAAAUGAACAAAUAAGAGUUUAUUAAAUUCUUAACAAGUGAAUAAUCCCCAUAUCAAAAACAAUGUGAAGAUGCAUUUAGAUUGUUUGCCAAAUAAGAUGGAAAUAGCUUUUCAUUAUCCUUCUUAGAAUUCUUAAACUAUCUACUAAGCACUUACAAUCAAUUGUUUGAUUAUCAGAAAACACAAGUCUAUCAAUCUGAGGAUUUCCCUUUGACUGACUAUUGGAUCAAUUCUUCACACAACACCUAUCUAAUGGGAGAUCAAUUGACAAGUGAAAGUUCCAUUCAGGCCUACAUCAAUGCCUUUCAAAAAGGUUGUAGAUGUGUGGAAUUAGAUUGUUGGGAUGGAGAUAAUAAUCAGCCGAUUAUUUAUCAUGGAUUUACAAUGACAUCAAAAAUAUCAUUCGAAUCUGUUAUCGAAACCAUCAAAGAAUAUGGAUUCAAAUACUCAAAAUACCCCCUGAUUCUCUCUCUUGAGGUGCAUUGUUGUGUUAAGUAACAAGAUGUUAUGACAGACAUAUUAAAAACGUAUCUAAAUGUCAAUCUUCUACUUUUGCCAGAUGAUUACCAAUCUUCUGAAUAUUAUCCAAAACUUAAUAAGCUAUAUUAUAAAGUAAUCAUAAAGCAUAGAGGUAAAAUGAAAUCGAGUCUACAAUAUCGAGAAAGAUUCAUUUCGAUAUCUCCAAUCAAUAUAAUUCCACCUCCUUUUGAAGAAUCUGAAAGUCCAGACAUUGUUAAAAAACCGAGUUCAAGUGUUUAAGUAGAAUAAUAUCUAAAUACGCCAAGUACAUUAAAACCAAGAUCGUAAAAGUCAUUUAAGAGACAAGAUCAUGGAUUGCCUAUCAAUUAAUAUCGACAAUCUACUAAUAUCUUCUAGAUAGAAGAGGAGAUGAAACCAAAUAAAAUAGUACAUAACACGAAGACAGAAACUACUUUAAGACCUAAAUAUAAAAUUUAAAAUAUUGAGACUCAAGUUCAAUUUGAUGCACCUAAUCCCAGAUGCCAAAUUGUGCAAAUGCCAUUAAAAGUGGAUUCAGAUGAAGAUAUAUCUAUAGACAAGGCUAAAAAAGACAAAUCUGAAAGUCUUAAGUUGAGCUCUAUUACAGCCUUAUUUGGAGCACCAAUAAAGCAAUAAAACAGAACAGUUUGGGAAAUCUCAUCUUUGGAGGAGGGCAAAGUCAAUGAAAAUCUGCUUGAUUAUCAUAGAAAGUACUUCACUCGAAUAUAUCCAUCUGGUUCAAGAGUAGAUUCCAGUAAUUAUGACCCAAUUCCAGCAUUUAAUAGUGGAUCAUAAAUAGUGGCACUCAAUUUUCAGACGAAUGACAUGCCUAUGCUGAUUAAUAUGUGUAAAUUUAUGGAGAAUGGAGGAAUUGAAUCUGGAUAUGUGUUGAAACCUUAAUGGAUGAGAUCAGAUGGAAAGAAAAAGAUUAAUGAAUUUACUUCUAUUCAAUUGUCAUUCACUCUCAGUAUAUUAGUGGGUUAUAAUCUUAGAUUAUUGAAUGAUUAAAAUGCGAAGGUUAACCCCUCAAUUAAAAUUUCUAUCAGAGGCCUAUUAUAGGAUGAAUAAAAUAACAAACCGUAAAUCGCAACCAUCUCGCAAAAUGGAUUAAAUCCUUAAUUUAACUUUAUUUAUAAGUACAAUAUUAGAUGUCCAGACUUGGCAUUUUUGAUAUUUGAGGUACUCGAUGCCAGCAAGUCAUUCUUAGGAUGGAGUGCCAUACCUCUUUCAUGUAUGUCUUAUGGCUAUAGGGCUGUUUAAUUAUUGAGUUAAUAUUUGAAGCCGUUGCCUAAGAGUUGCCUCCUGGUUCAUGUUCAAAAACAUUGA